This is a messenger RNA of Ceratotherium simum simum (southern white rhinoceros), 1704 nucleotides long. RefSeq names its product nuclear receptor subfamily 2 group F member 6 (gene NR2F6). Gene Ontology annotation, biological process: regulation of DNA-templated transcription. The record is from RefSeq and is a predicted model, not a curated record. Gene Ontology annotation, molecular function: sequence-specific DNA binding; DNA-binding transcription factor activity; zinc ion binding. NCBI's taxonomy places the organism in Eukaryota, Metazoa, Chordata, Mammalia, Perissodactyla, Rhinocerotidae.
CCCCCCGGCCCCGGGCCCUGCCCCGCGCACGCGUGGGAAAGUUGGCCUGGAACCGGCCCGACCAGUUCCGCCUGGGCGCGCGGACCGGCCGCAGGAAGUUGCUGCAAAACUUUUUUGGGGGGUGCAGUCGGUGCCCCCCCGCGCCUGGGCCGGAUGCGCGCCGGAUAGGGUCCCUCGGGCCGAGAGGGGUGCGCGGAGGGGGCGCCCCGGCCCCGCUGCUCUGGGGCUAUGGCCAUGGUGACCGGUGGCUGGGGCGGCCCUGGCGGCGGCGGCGACACGAACGGCGUGGACAAGGCGGGCGGCUACCCGCGCGCGGCCGAGGAGGACUCGGCCUCACCCCCUGGCGCCGCCAGCGACGCGGAGCCGGGCGAUGAGGAACGGCCGGGGCUGCAGGUGGACUGCGUGGUGUGCGGGGACAAGUCGAGCGGCAAGCACUACGGCGUCUUCACCUGCGAGGGCUGCAAGAGCUUUUUCAAGCGGAGCAUCCGGCGCAACCUCAGCUACACCUGCCGGUCCAACCGUGACUGCCAGAUCGACCAGCAUCACCGGAACCAGUGCCAGUACUGCCGCCUCAAGAAGUGCUUCCGGGUGGGCAUGAGGAAGGAGGCGGUGCAGCGCGGCCGCAUCCCGCACUCGCUGCCGGGCGCCGUGGCCGCCGCCUCCGGCAGCCCCCCGGGCUCGGCGCUGGCGGCGGCGGCGGGCGGAGACCUCUUCCCGGGGCAGCCGGUGUCGGAGCUGAUCGCGCAGCUGCUGCGCGCCGAGCCCUACCCUGCGGCGGCCGGGCGCUUCGGCGCGGGGCCCGGCGCCGCGGGCGCGGUGCUGGGCAUCGACAACGUGUGCGAGCUGGCGGCGCGGCUGCUCUUCAGCACGGUGGAGUGGGCGCGCCACGCGCCCUUCUUCCCCGAGCUGCCGGUGGCCGACCAGGUGGCGCUGCUGCGCCUCAGCUGGAGCGAGCUCUUCGUGCUGAACGCGGCGCAGGCGGCGCUGCCCCUGCACACGGCGCCGCUGCUGGCCGCCGCCGGCCUCCACGCCGCGCCCAUGGCCGCCGAGCGCGCCGUGGCCUUCAUGGACCAGGUGCGCGCCUUCCAGGAGCAGGUGGACAAGCUGGGCCGCCUGCAGGUCGACUCGGCCGAGUACGGCUGCCUCAAGGCCAUCGCGCUCUUCACGCCCGAUGCCUGUGGCCUCUCGGACCCAGCACACGUGGAGAGCCUGCAGGAGAAGGCGCAGGUGGCCCUCACCGAGUACGUGCGGGCCCAGUACCCGUCCCAGCCCCAGCGCUUCGGGCGCCUGCUGCUGCGGCUGCCCGCCCUGCGUGCCGUGCCCGCCUCCCUCAUCUCCCAGCUGUUCUUCAUGCGCCUGGUGGGCAAGACGCCCAUCGAGACACUGAUCCGAGACAUGCUGCUGUCAGGAAGUACCUUCAGCUGGCCCUACGGCUCGGGCCAGUGACCAGCCAGGGCCUGGGCGCCGCGGCCUGGUCUGGUGACCUCAAGGGAUACGGAAGCCUGGGCCUCAAGGGGGCCCCCAGGCGGAGCACCCCAGCUUUUCUUCUCAGACUCUUGUUUUUUAAAGACUGUGAAAUGUUUGUUUUUUCUGUUUUUCAAACGAUCACAAAGCCAAAAAGAAACUGAUCGUCUAGACUCCAGCUUUGUCCCCCCCGGAACCCCUGGCCAAGAUGCGGGGUGGGACUGAGGGUCCAGUCCUGGG